CCCAGCAAUGCCAUGCACCCCAACCUUCUUGGGUCUCUUCUGCAGGUUUCCUUGCUGUGGAGAGGACUGGAUGAUGUAACGGGCUUCCUGGGAAGCCUCGUGCUGCGGAAGCUCAGCAGGUCUCCAAGACCACCAUUUUCACUUGGGAACCGCUUCUGAAGCCCCUGGAAUAAAAUGUGACAGGUGCAUCCAAAAGGCUUGCUUUCUGAAACACAGAACAUCCCCGUGGAGAACGCCCUCUGCCCAACUUCCCACUUGCAAGGUCGGCAUCUCCACAUCCCACCAUGCCAGCUAAGACCCCGAUUUACCUGAAAGCUGCCAACAACAAGAAAGGAAAGAAAUUCAAGCUGAGGGACAUCUUGUCUCCCGACAUGAUCAGCCCCCCACUCGGGGACUUCCGCCACACCAUUCAUAUUGGCAAAGAGGGCCAGCACGACGUCUUUGGAGACAUCUCCUUUCUCCAGGGCAACUAUGAGCUCUUGCCGGGAAACCAGGAGAAAGCGCGCCUGGGCCAGCUCCCAGGCCAUAAUGACUUCUUCCGUGCCAACAGCACCUCGGACUCCAUGUUUGUAGAAACGCCCUCGCCAGUGCUCAAAAAUGCCAUCUCACUCCCGACCAUCGGAGGUUCCCAAGCCCUCAUGCUACCCUUGUUAUCGCCCGUGACUUUUAACACCAAACAGGAGUCAUUUGGGCCGGCUAAGCUGCCCAGGCUCAGCUGUGCGCCUGUCGUGGAGGAAAAGGCACCAGAGGACAGCAGCGUGCUGAUGAAUGGGGCGCUUGGCCAAGGAGACGCGUCUUGGGCCUCCAGUGGCUCAGCCUCGCAAUCCAGCCAGGGCAGGGACAGCCAUUCCUCCAGCCUGUCCGAACAGUACCCGGAGUGGUCUGCCGAGGACAUGUUCGAGCAGCCCGCCCCAGCUGAGCUCAGCAAGGGGAAGACUAAAUCCGAGGAGUCCCUCUCUGACCUUACAGGGUCUCUCCUCUCGCUGCAGCUCGAUCUUGGGCCCUCACUCUUGGACGAGGUGCUGAACGUCAUGGAGAAAAAUAAGUAACAGGAGACCAGUUAUUUUCCUUUGGGGGUAAAAGGUACCCUCCCCCACCCCCAGAAAAAAAAAAUGAAAAAAGCAAAAGAAACCACAACAAAACUAAAGCAGUACCAGCUGAAGCUUCCACAGUUGUAGCUGCGGGAUGGGCUUUCUAAAAAUAAUGUUUCCACAAAAUGUUUUUUACCUGUUAUCCUCUUCCUGUUUGCAAAAGCAAAUGGGGUUCGGGGAUUCGGGAGGACAACAAAACAAGCAAACGUGACCUGGCAGAAAGAGGAAGUGAGUCAGGGGCCCCUUUCAGCUGCGUGCUGCCAUUCAGCUUACAUUUGCUUGUUGACAGACACAAGAAGUCUGGCUUGGCCAAGACUGAUACUAACUACGAAAGAUGCAAAGACUCCAAGUUUUCUAAGCAGGAGGAACUGGGAAUUUAUUUAACACCUAAACCUUUUUUCCCUAGACUCUUUUCUAUAUUACAUUUUUUGGGACUCACCAUCGCAAAUUAUGCAGUGUUAAAAAAAAAAAAACUUUUCACAUCUGAACAAACUUUAUAGGUCUUUUUGGGGGGGAUUCUCUUGUAGUUCUUAUAUAUCCCUAUAUAUUAUUAUAUCUAUAUCGCAAAAUGUUGACCAUCGGCUACAUGUUGGUAAGACACAAGCAAAGUAUGACUGUAACUAAGUUAUUUUUAAAGGUAAAAUAUAUUUUUAUGUGCCUUUGGCUUUUUAUUGCAGAGUCUACAUUUUAUAGAUAAUACAUCCAGUGUUGUCAUCUGACCCAUUUCCAUUGGGUUUCUAUUGUAAGCAGUGCAUGUAUGUGUUUGGAAAAAGUAUACUACUCAUACUUAGCUUCAUUGUUUUUCCUCCUCCAUUUGUUGCUGUACCCCUAACAGCAGCCAAGGAUAGAUGGUCAAGUGUAAAGGCACAGGUUCUCAUGAUGUUUCUGCAGAGACUGGGCUGCACCAUAUGAUAUCUGGAACUAUGAGUAUUUUAGUACCGUACAUACUUGCAUUUCAUAGGUACUUCAUCCAACACAAUAAAGAGUAAAUGUUAAAAAUGAA
This is a messenger RNA of Ochotona princeps (American pika), 2094 nucleotides long. RefSeq names its product CDC42 effector protein 3 (gene CDC42EP3). The transcript has a single exon. NCBI's taxonomy places the organism in Eukaryota, Metazoa, Chordata, Mammalia, Lagomorpha, Ochotonidae. Bases 285 to 1049 code for a protein of 254 amino acids. The record is from RefSeq and is a predicted model, not a curated record.